Molecule: messenger RNA, 828 nt
Organism: Cyclocybe aegerita
Lineage: Eukaryota; Fungi; Basidiomycota; Agaricomycetes; Agaricales; Hemipholiotaceae
Source: the annotation of a GenBank genome assembly
AUGCCAGGCGCCGGAAGAUCAGCAGACGAGACCAGCAGUCUUCGAGGAUCAAUACGGUCUCUGGCCGUGAGGACGCGGUCUUCGUUCUCCCCAAGCCCGAGCAUCUCGGUUCAGAGUCCAGAUGAUAGCAACCGCGAUAUAGAGAUGAACGCGUUCAAUAACGAUGCAGCUCCAACAUCCAAUCGGCUAUUAGCAGUACCCAACAGGUCCGCAUCGACUCCAGGAGCUCAAGUGGACCAACGGGCCGAAGCAACUGACUCCGAAACAUUCCAGUUUACUCGACUUUACAUCCAGUCACAUAUCCAGGCCGUCAGACCAUCGCGCAUCUCGACUCAAUCCAAUACGGAAUUCAUGUUACGACGACUCGGAGGAAGUUCUGGCGUUCUCGCUGGACGAUUCUUUCGGCCACAAAGUUUUUUCUCGUCCGCUGCACCGCGAUUCGCCGAUCCAUGGCCUCUCCCGCAUACGCCAGAGCAUGUAGCCUCCACCGUCACGCCUUCUGACAGUAAUCCAAUUCCUCCUCUUCCAAGACAUAACGAGUCCGUGGAUACACUUCGUGCGAGGCUUGUGUAUCAAUCUCGCAAGCGGGGGACGCUGGAGAGUGACCUGCUCCUGAGUACCUUCGCGAAGGACCAUCUACCUUCCAUGUCGGAAGAGGAGCUCAAGGAGUACGACAAACUGCUCGAUGAAGCCGACUGGGACAUCUACUAUUGGGCUACCGGAAAACGUACUCCAUCGCAGCGUUGGGCUGACUCGCCCUUGCUGGAAACACUCAGGGUACACGCACGGAAUGAAGGAAAGGUCGUUCGCAAGAUGCCCCCUCUGUGA